AUGGCAUAUCAAAGUCUGUACACUAUCAGGGAAACUACAUUUAACUCUGAGCUUUAUGAUCUCAAAAUCACUCCGAAUUCCUAUCACCCCAAUCGACUAACCGAACCUCAUGGGAACGUUACAGUGAUUCUGAAAAGCAUCUUCACACGGAUGGCCUACACUCUGUGCAUUUACACCACUGUUAUCAUAUUUUUCUUCGCCUACGUGUAUAUAUUGUUCUACUUUGCGAUUCUACCCGAUCACCCACGUAUCACCGGUUAUUCAAAUCUGUUGCAACUGAACCCAGGUUUAGCAGUUGUUCCGAAUCCCAAUGUGCGCACAACCCUUGUCCACGUCCGGGUAUCGGAUCCUGUGUCCUAUUCCUCAAUGGUAGACGAAAUGACCGCAUUUCUAACUCACUAUCAAACACACACGGUUGGUGGGAUGUUUACAGAUUGUGAAAAGAAACAGGGAUAUGUGCAUUUCAGACGGGUUUGUCGAUACUCGUUGGAUGCUGGAGGACCAUGCAAUUUGAAAAAUGGAUUCGGGUUCUUUCGAGGUCAGCCGUGUUUUGCAGUCAAGCUGAAUCGCAUUUACGGAUGGUUGCCUGAUAUUUCAAUGAAUGUAACUGGUGUGCAGGUGAAAUGUGAGGGGCUUACAGAGACUGACGCGGCCUACCUGGGCAAAGUGUGCUAUUAUGAUAUGGAUUCUUUACAACGGCAUCACGGGCUGCACCGAGAUGCGGAAUGGUGUGAUAGAGAUUAUGGGAUAUUUAAUCAAAUGUACUAUCCUUUUCUAAAUCAAGGUCACUACCAGUCACCAAUCGUGUUCGUGCAGUUCCGAAAUCCGAAGCGAUACGUGGUUAUCUGGAUCAAAUGUUAUGCGAUAGCAAAAAAUGUUCACGUAAAUCUGGAGCAAAAUGAAGGUUCUAUGGUUUUUCAACUAUUGGUUGACUAA
Messenger RNA from Opisthorchis viverrini, 936 nucleotides. RefSeq lists its product as hypothetical. The coding region runs from base 1 to 936 and encodes 311 amino acids. The transcript has a single exon. Gene Ontology annotation, biological process: sodium ion export across plasma membrane; intracellular potassium ion homeostasis; intracellular sodium ion homeostasis. Gene Ontology annotation, cellular component: sodium:potassium-exchanging ATPase complex. Gene Ontology annotation, molecular function: ATPase activator activity. The record is from RefSeq and is a predicted model, not a curated record. NCBI's taxonomy places the organism in Eukaryota, Metazoa, Platyhelminthes, Trematoda, Opisthorchiida, Opisthorchiidae.